Gamsiella multidivaricata is the source of this 4350-nucleotide messenger RNA. RefSeq lists its product as uncharacterized. The coding region runs from base 165 to 4151 and encodes 1328 amino acids. Gene Ontology annotation, molecular function: protein binding; histone H3K36 methyltransferase activity. The transcript is spliced from 9 exons. Gene Ontology annotation, cellular component: nucleus. The record is from RefSeq and is a predicted model, not a curated record. Lineage: Eukaryota; Fungi; Mortierellomycota; Mortierellomycetes; Mortierellales; Mortierellaceae.
UCCUUGGACUUCUUACAUGGAUGCGCUCAAGGAUGGCUACCUUCACUUUGACCUUGAUGGCGUCCCGAUGUCAGCGACCGACCCCACAAUACCUUCCAACCCUUCUGAUUCUUGCCUGAGCCAGCAUCUAUCGUAUACGUCCGCACCGCAUUACUAUAUAUCACAUGUUGCCCAGUUUGCAGCAGGAUGACUCUGUCAUGGAGAGUGGCAGGGUGACCCAGCGACUUGCAGCAGGAUCCGUUGACAGUUCUACAGGACCCUCGUCCGCAAGCACCUCGAGCUCUACCUCGCCGUCUUCUUCAAUAAGCGACGCCGUCAUGACGAUUGAACAUGCCAAGGAAACUGGAUUCAGUAGCAUUAUUCCACAACUGAAGCAAGACGUCCCAGAAUUAUAUGCUUCACUAGGAUCACUCAAGGCACCGUUCACUGACGCAGGAAUCCCAAAACAGACUGAUGCGGCAGCGUCACCAUCCCUUGCCUCGGCAGGCUCUCCAAAGAUCGAAAAGAUGGAAAAACUUGAGAUAUCGAGUCCCAUCCCAUUGUCUCGGUUGUUCGACUUUGAUAAGGAGGAUCAGAAGUCAGAUCAGAUCGUCAAAAAUGAGUCCAAGAGGCAGUACCAACAGAAGCUCAGGGAUGAGUUCGAUGCUGGCUUCGAAGAGUUGACCAACCAAAAUGGAGGUCGAACCUUAGGUGGGACUGGCGACUACACGAAUGGCCAUAGUGGUCAUGCCAAAACCUAUGACUCUGACGAGGAGGAGAUUCGCGUCGAUGAUGAUGACGAUGACAAUGACCAAGACGCGCGGAGAGAACGUACAGAUAGGAGUACGCUUCCAUUACCGCCGCCUCCACCGCCACCAAUCGGGCCACCCCCAAUCAAGCACCUGCCGUCAGCCUUGGAAGAGGCCCAAAGUUCAUACCAGCAGAUCGAGCACAACAUCUAUCGGGGAAGCAAUACAGGAAAUUCGCCGGUAGACGACUGUCUACCUUGUCAAUGCAAAUAUAAUCCUCAUCGAGAUCCAAGGUGGAAGGCUUGUGGACCCGACUGCAUCAACCGAAACCUGCUUGUGGAGUGUAUAGAGGAUGACUGUCCAUGCGGUUCUUAUUGUCUAAACAGGAGGUUUCAAACAAAGCAAAACGCGCAGGUGGACGUUGUCAAGACCGACAAGAAGGGCUAUGGUCUCCGGGCUAUGGAGGGACUCGCAGCAGGGAUGUUUGUGAUGGAAUAUAUCGGCGAGGUAUUACCUCAUUCCAGUUUUGUGAAACGGACACGGGAAUAUUCUAUGGCUGGCGUAGAGCACUUCUACUUCAUGUCCCUCCAAUCUGACGAGGUCAUCGAUGCCACAAAAAGAGGAUGUCUUGCGCGCUUCAUCAACCACUCUUGCAACCCCAACUGUCAUUUGGAAAAGUGGGUUGUCGGCUCCAAACUCAGGAUUGGUAUUUUCACCAUUAAGCGCGUGGCCGAAGGCGAGGAGCUUACCUUUGACUAUCAAUUUGAACGUUAUGGCGCCGAGGCCCAAAAAUGCUAUUGUGGUGAACCAAACUGCACUGGCUUCAUCGGCGGUAACAAGAGGUCGUCUGCCACCAGGCUCGAUAACUACAACAACCUGGAUGAAGUGGAGGAUGAAGAUGAAAUCGACCUCGAAAACCAGAUCAGUCUCCGGCAUCCAAAGAAGGAGAAAGGCAACGAUGGCGAUUAUGAGGUCGAGUAUGAGCAGCGAAAGAUGACUCGUGGCAUUGAAGACCCAAUCCUGAUGGAAAAACUGGCGCGCAUUAUGUUCAUGAAGCCUAAGGUCCAAAAGAGCAAGCGCCUACUCGCGAAACUGAUGGCAACAACCGAACGGGCCUGUCUGCGGCGUUUUCUGGUCUUGCACGGUCUUGUUAUUCUCAAGGCGUGGCUGCGACACUACAAGGAUGAGCCGGAUAUUGUCAUGGGUAUCAUGUUCGUCUUGCCCAACAUCCCGCUGCUAUCCAGGAACGCCAUCGAGGACUCCCAGAUCGAGGAAGCUAUUCAAGAGGUUGCUGAUGGAGCAGAGUGUCCGUCCAAGGACAUGGCACAGGCUGUCUUGACUCAGUGGAAAGAAUUGAAGCCAAGUUAUAGAAUUCCAAAAGCCAAGAAAGUGGCUGCAGCUGCUUCCACGGAUGCCGUUAGUACACCAAUCGAUGAGCCAUCCAGUUUCAUGUCGCCUGUAGAAUCGAAUGGAUCAGGAUCUGCCGAGGGAUUAUGCAAACGACAGUACGAAGAUGAAGAUCGUGCCUCUACACCUGCCGGCAUGGAGAAACGAAGCAAGUUUGAGAAUAAUACAGUUCAGACGCCACUAGAGGACAUAGAUUCCGCCACUAUCCCACACGAUCCAACAAGAUAUCACACCUAUCCUUACGAUUCUGUGGAAUACGGUCCGCGAUCAGAUCCUCAGCGCGCAUCGGACCCUUAUGCAAGGAUGGGAGAUGCCUACGGACGCGACGGUCGCGACAGUCGCGACAAUGGUUAUGGUCGUAUGGACUAUGGACGGCACGACCCGCAUAACAGAGAGGGAUCUUAUGGUCGCUCAGGAGAUGCCGGUUAUCGUUCGGACUUUGGCCGCAUUGACUCGUAUGGUAUGCCCAAGGGUGGGUACGAUCGUGGACGCUAUGAACAUUACCGUAGUGAACGAGAUCGGGAACGAGAUCGCUAUUACGACUACUAUCGCGAGCGAGACUACGAGCGGGAUUACAGGAGCCACAGAGAUCACCGUGAUAUGAGGGAUAUGCGUGACCCCAGGGACCCUAGGGACUUAAGAGACGAUCGCGAUCGUGACUACAGAGAUCCUCGCGAUUAUCGAGACCGCGAUCCUUAUGCGCAUCCACCGCCUUCUCCAAGACCCAGGGACCGUGAACUAUCACCAGGGGCUCUUGCACACCGCGAAAGGUCGCCCUCCUCGUCGACUCGUCAAGAUAGCUGGGGUGGAGACAAAUCCCGCUCAACAACGCCAUCCAAAGAACAUGUUCUUCAACCACUGGAAAUCAGCCAAGUACAGGCCGACAUCGCAAAAGUGGCAACUUCAGAAUCAGGAGCCCAGCACACCGAUGUGCCAGAUCAAAGAACCCCUGCACCUUCGACUGCAAAUAUUGGUGGAACUGUUGCCGAGGAAAAGGCUGUCAGCUCACCCCCAGUCAUCAUCUCCAGGAUCAGCAGUCCGGCGGCGCCAUUGGCAUCCACGCUUCUGCGGAACUACUCUUUGUCAGGAGAUCAGCAGGACUCUAGCCCCGCUGCACCGUCAAUAGAGCAUUCUGCUCAGGCUGUCGGUCCUUCUGGGAGCAGUGGCCCUUCAUCAUCUCAGCAUGUAGGCGAUUACCAUUACAGGAGCAGUAGUGGCCAUGGUGACUAUCCUCAUCCGCGUUACGGCAGCCACGGUGGAAGUGGCUAUCAUCAUUCUCAUUACUACCGUCAUUCGUCCUCCAGCUAUCCCCACUACCCCAAAUCCCGCUAUGACCACCGCAACCCAUCCACGCGUACGUAUCUAUCACCAUCCAACCAUCCACCUCCGGCCGAGUUACCUCCCAACUGGGCUAAAGCCAGCGACUCUGAGGGCCGGAUUUACUAUUAUAAUGAAAUUACACGGGCGACACAAUGGGAUCCUCCAAGAAUGGAACCACCUGCGGCCACUGCAUCCGCCUCAGAGUCGAUCCCCCAAGCACCUGCUUCCCAUUACUCGCAGCCUCACACAUAUCAUCACCAGCCGCAGCAAACUCAUGUGGCCAGGGUAGCCACGCCUGAGCCUCCAAAGCCGGUUAACAUUGAUGGAUUCACGCAGGAGCAGCUGCAGGAGGUCAUUGGACGAGCAUAUGAUAAACAGAAACAAAAGAACCUCGCCAAUGGCAUCGGUAGCGCGGGUGCCAGUGUUCAUGAUGUGGAUUCGCCGAGCAACCGAACCGGGACCAUGCACUCACCAUCGAUGGCUCGACACAACGGCAAGCCUCUGAAAGCCAUGAACGAGAAGGACCUAAAGGCUGCUAUCUCCGCCAAUGUUGUCAAAAACAUGGCCAAGUACAAGUUUAAGCUGGGAUCCAGUGAAGCAUUCAAGAAACACGCACGCAGGGUAAGUAUCCAUGUCUAUCGCUGUCGACCCAAGACGAUAUUAUGGAUCACGGAUUUUUCUAAAGACCGAUAUUGACUCUCUUUCAUAUAGAUUACACACUUGAUUGCUGACAAGGAGAUGCGAUCAAAGACUUUCAAGGCGGGAGAGCUGACGGAGGUCACGACGGUGAUAAAGAACAAGAUCCGGCGGUUUGUCAAGGAUUACAUGACCAAGCUGUUCAAGAAGCAGCCGAAGGAGGAGCGCUCAAGCACGGCGGCUCUGGUGAACGGAACAC